Poeciliopsis prolifica (blackstripe livebearer) is the source of this 987-nucleotide messenger RNA. RefSeq lists its product as uncharacterized. The coding region runs from base 1 to 987 and encodes 328 amino acids. NCBI's taxonomy places the organism in Eukaryota, Metazoa, Chordata, Actinopteri, Cyprinodontiformes, Poeciliidae. The record is from RefSeq and is a predicted model, not a curated record. The transcript is spliced from 10 exons.
AUGCAUGAUCACCAUGGCCAGGUGGGAGGUGGUUAUAUCUCAGUUAAACUCAGGAACAAUGGUAACUUUGAAGAAGGAACUCCAACACGUUUCCCCUGCAAGAAAACGUUUACAGGAACUGAGUUGCUGUCGAUGAGAAAACAAAGUUCAGACACUAAGGUUGAAGUGAAAUGUUUCUAUACUGUAAAAUCUGAAGCUUUAAAUUCUCCAUCUCCCCACAGUGAUCCAUCCUAUAUCAAUAUAGGUCUUAAGCCAGAACUGAAUGUAAACUAUCUUAAGGGCCAGUUUGCUGCCUUCACCUGCUCUUUGCCUGGAUCUGUGAAACAUGAUACAACAUGUAAUCUGUACUUUGGAGAAUCAAGUCGUCCAGCAGCAACAACAACAACAUCAAAGACAAAGAGCUCAAGCACUAAUCAAUGGUUCUGCUUUACUGAGAUUCAAGAAAAUGAAUUAUUGAAUCAUUUACGUUCAACUAAGAGGAAUGAGGUCAGCUGUGAUUAUAGAUUGGAAAGAGAUGGGAAAUCUUUGUCACCUCGCAGUGAUCCAUACAGAUUUACAGGUAUUGCAGAAGUAGAUUUAACUGAGAUCAUCACAAUACCAACAAGCUUUACGAAGACCACAGGCUCAUCGAACGUUGUCUGGCCCAUCCAGGAAUCAUUCACCCAAACAACCAUGACAGUCUUCAUCACAGCAGCAGGUAGAAACUGGACAUUUGCCCCACCCUCCACAGCUGAAAUGCUUUUAUGGAGCUUUGGAUUCGGUCUGGCUGUGGGUGGCAUCUUGUGUGGAGCAACAUUUCUCUUCAGUCUCUGCAAAACAGGGAAACAGAAAUCCAGGAGUUUCCUUGCAGAAGCUGAGAUGAUUACGGCUGAUGAAACCUUCACCACUGUUAUCUAUUGUGAUCACAAAACUGAUACUUGGGGUGAUGAUACAGCAGCUGUGAGACACCAUGAAUGCAACUCUUCAAAAACAACUGUUCUUUUUUAA